Messenger RNA from Symbiodinium natans, 1770 nucleotides. Lineage: Eukaryota; Dinophyceae; Suessiales; Symbiodiniaceae. The record is from the annotation of a GenBank genome assembly.
AUGUCAUGUUUUGCGCCGGCCACUGCAGGUCCACGACCCUGCGCAGCAGGAGUGCCGUGGAGUCCUGGGAAUGCGCCGUAUCCGAAUGGCACCACCAUGCCGUUGCAGCAUGUGAGAGCAUAUGGAGGCUCACCUCAAGGUGUCGCACCUGGCCAGGCGCCAAGCAUCGGCUUGCAGGCCGAUGGUCUACAAGCAGAGGUGGCGCGGCGCAAGGCUGCAGAAUCGCGUGUCCAGGAACUUGAGGCAUUGGUGGCUCGACUCCAGAACCGCGUCGCAGUUCUUGAGGCUGAGGGAAAGCCGAAAGGUGGGCCUCGGCGUUCGGCUCCGGCACGCAAGCAAGACGCUGAUGCGCAGGUCUCUGCAGAAGAUGAGGAGGAAGAUUCCAUCGACACUGCGAUUCGAACGUACCUGGAACACAAUCCAGACUUUCCUGUGUCCAUCCAGAAGGUGGCGCCAAAUUACUACGUGUUUGGCGAUCGCGGAACAGUCUACAUUCAGCAAAGAGGUGAGCAUGUUGUCGUCCGAGUUGGUGGUGGCUACAAAUCCUUACAGGUCUUUAUGGAUGCCGGGGUCCCAGAGACAGCACCUUUUCGAAGUUGCAUGGUGCCGGAGUGUAUGUUUCGGAACUUAGCUGAUAGGAGCUCGUCGAUGGAACUGGAUGCCGGCCAGGUCGUGGCAGUGUUGGUGGCCAUGCUAAUCUUCUUAGCAAUUUGGGCAAUUUUGCGGCCGCGUGGUUUUGCAACACAGCUGUGUACCUGCAGCUUCGUCAUGUCCUUGGUAUGCACCCAGCUCCUGAUGAAGAAUUUGGGAUCGGGCGACCUUAACUUCAGAUAUCCAGCAACUGUCACGAGCUUGCACUUCGUUUUUAUUUGGCUGACGAGCUGGAUGUUUUGGGCCACCCGCAAGCAGUUUGACAAGUGCAGGCCGAGCUCGCUAGGUUCAGUCAGGCGCUAUGCCAAGUACGUCCUCCCAAUUGCUGCCAGCCUGCCACUUUCCAUCGCACUAAAUAACACGUCCCUUCUGUAUAUGGGGGCUGGACUUGUGGGCAUCAUUGGUACGCUGGCGCCUAUCAUUACUGCGGUUUUGACCCACUGCCUAGGACGUCGGAUUAACAAGACUGGCUGGAUCGGGGUCGGUGUUGCAAGUCUGGGUGCUACUUGCAUUGGGGCUGGUGAACUGAAGGACCAUCGAGAGACGAAUUCGGUAGCCUUGGGCCUUAUCUUUUGUACCGCCUCCGUCUUCCUAAGGGCUGCCAAGGCCGUUCUGCAAGAUCAGCUUCUGGAGCCUACGGCCUACAAAGCAGAAAACAAGCAAAACGAAGACAAGGAUGACAAGUCGGAUCUGGAAGGUGGUCCGCCCCCUCCGCCUGCCUUGAUCGCCUUAUCUCCGAUGCACGUCUGGGCACUGCAGGCACCCCCUUGCACGCUAUGGGCAGUGACCUACGCCCUGUUUACCGAAAGCCCGCAGCAAGCCGUGGCCGCUGCAACGCCCCAGGUUGCGCACAUGAUCCUUCUGACCUGCAUCACAGCCACUAUUUUGAAUGUGCUGGGCAUGACGACGAUGAAGCAGCUCGGAGCUAGCUCCAUGCAGAUAAUAGGCAAACUCAACACCAUCAUACUCCUGGCAUUUUCGAUGGGCUUCUGGGGUGAGAGGUUGCCGCAGGAAGUUCUGAUUGGGACAUGUUUCGUGCUUGCUGGCGUGGCUAUCUUUGAGCAGCGAGGCGCUUGCCCAAACAUAAUUGAUUGCUUGGACACUGCAGGGACGGACUGA